GACUUUAACCACUUCUCAUGAAUGAGUGCUCGGAUUUCUGCCGUUGCUUGUGUGACGAACCGUUUUAGCUCACUCAAGAUAUCACUCAGGUCUAAGCAUUUAAUUAAUUUAUUUACUCGCUAUUAAUCAUCAAUUUUAUUAAUUUAGCCAAUCAAGCGCUAAAAACACAGCCACCACCCCUCCAAUCCAACCCCACCCCCUUUGGCAGCGAUGUCACAUUUAACUAUCCCACCUUGACACGUGACGUGCCACACUAGACUCUUGACAAGAGUACGCUCCCCUUUUCCUAUCUUGGCAAACAUCCGUUGACCCCCCCCCCCCCUUGUUGGGAGCGGCUGGUCACUUCAAAGUGCCCAUUCAACUCAACGCCUCGGGCAACGCUGUUCGUCUGGCACUAGCCUUUAUCAAGGUAUAAUCUCCAUUGAUGUACCCAGCUCUGAUAAUCUCCCCUUCAUAAUCCACCUGACCACCUGGGCUGAUUUCCUGGGCUUUCAACUCGCGCCCUCGCGCAAUGUCUAUCUCCCGGAAACUCUCGUCACGGUCAAGCGUGGACCCCUUUUGUCAAAGACGUCAAAUAGUCUAGACCACCUUUGCACCUAUCUCCCGCCACUCACCCCCCCCCUUGGCUAUCCACGUGUAUAUGGACAAACUUCAUCGUCCGAUCUCAUUCACGCUGGAGAGCCCAGAGGGAGCACAUCUAUCUCUUGCUUGAGCUCUAGACUAUUUUCAUUCCCUUAUUUCACUUUGGAUUGGUGCUUUUAUCUAUAGGCUACACCCGCCUGAAAUCUUAGCAACCUAAAGCUGAUAGCAGAUUUGCUGGCACCAGAUCUGUAGACAUCAGACCUACUCAUCCUUCAAGAGUCCAAGUAACAACGCUAGCCACAGACUCGUCACUGGCUUAACUGAUUGGUAGACGCAGCUUAGCUCUGCAACCAUACAAGUUGGACUGCACACGGAGCCUGGAUCCACUACGCCAGCCCACCAGCAGACAGCAUCAGUACCAGCCACACCCGUCUCACCAGUGCAGCACAGGACCAAAAGCUAAGCAACCAGCCUAAUGACACUCAGGCCACUUGGUUCUAAUAUCUGAUGAUGAUAGUCCUAUAUAUGUAAAUACGCUAGAUUCCAUACUAGCAACUGUACAGCAUUUCACCUUUCAUUAUCUUAUGUUGUAUAAUAAACUGUACAUAAGUUUACAUCUAAAUAUAGUAUUUGUUGCCUGCAUUAUAACGCUGUGCUUGUAGUUUAUAUGUGCAAGUAAGGAUUCUCAAACCAUAAAAAUCCCCUAGACACCCAAAACGGCCAAAUCUUAAUCCGACUUGUCACAAUGGCGAGCCUCGUCCGGGAUUUACCCAACUAAUACUGCAAGCACAGCAGGCAACUCCCCAGUAUUCUAACUAUCAUCAUUGUUAGAGCACAAGACUAUAGAGUGUCAUUCAGAGCUAUUUUAUUUUUCUAAAUUUGUAUUGCUGUAAUUGUACUUCCUUUACAGGUUCUUAAGCACCAAACAAAGGUUAAUACCACCUUUCCUGUAACUCUUAAGUAAUUGCUUUCAGCAGCUCCAUCAUCGUCUCCACCUCUUACUCUACCUUCCGCCUUUCCCCUUCAUCACCCACCCCCCACCAUCCUAGCACCCCUCACCACCAUGGCCAGUGGCACACGCUCCAAAGCGGACUCUGACAUGAAACAAAAAAUAGCUGAACUCAGAGAACUCGCGGCCGUCAUGUAUGACGAUGAGGCAAAGCAGAAAGAAUAUGUGAGGGCAGAAUUUGAGAAGGAGAGGGAAGAAAGUAGAAAGGAGAAGGAAAGGGAACAUGAAAUAGCUAUGGAAAGAGAGAAAAGGGAAGCUGAAGUAGCUAUAGCUAUAGCUAAAGAAAAGGAAAUCACGGAGCGAGAAAGGGAAAAAGAAAAACAAAUAACUGAGAGAGAAAGGAUAGCCGCGGAGAAAGAGAACGGAACCGCCAGUCAAGCUUCCUCCGGAUCUCGCCCGGCUAGCCCUGCCUCCCAGCAAAGUUCCUCAAACGGCCUACCCCACAUGCCAAUGGAGCACUUCGACGACAAGACAGAGAACAUCGAAGUUUAUCUUGUCCGUUUCGAAGAAGUUGCGAGCUACUACGGUCUGCCAGAGGAGAAAUGGUGCUUCCGGCUAUCCCAAUGCCUCCGAGGCAAAGCCUACGAAGUUUACUCUAAACUUCCCUCCGGCCAGCGAGAAGACUACGCAGCCCUCAAACAGGCGCUACUCGUCCAAUUCGAGCUGACUGCCGAGGCUUACCAAAAGAAAUUCAGGACAUCCCGCCUAGAGCGCCGAGAGACCUACGGUAAUCUCUGCGACAGGUUGGACAAAUACCUGAAGAGGUGGCACACUCUUAGCGAACUGCCAGAGACUUUGGACGGCCUAGUGAGCCUCAUACUCGCAGAGCAGUUGCUAGAGUGCAUGCCUAACGAUGUCAAAAUCUUUGUUAGGGAGCAGCAAGCCGCUACACCAGCCGACAUAGCUUCAGCUGCAGACCGGUACGCGACUGCCCGCAAAGACGUUAAGGACAUCAAAAGCAAGACCUCAGCCUCGGACAAACCAGAGGACCAGUCCACUUCUUCUAACAAACACGCUCCUUCUAGCCAACCCUCUCCUUUUGCUAAACCUCAUCACCAAAAAGCGCCAAUCCAACGACCAGCCACGCCUACUAGCUACGACAGACGAAGCCACCCGCCUCGACAUGGCCAGACCAAUAACCAUCACCGUGACCGGAACAGCACGAGUGAUCACAGGCCCAAUCGACAGCAUCAGGCCCCACGUACUGUGUCAGCCGUGACUGAGCUCCCUGAACCCUCUUUGCAUAAUCAGCCAUCGCCUCUUGAUGAGGAAGAGGAGGACUAUUACGUCAUAUCAGCGCUGACCGUGGCCCCUGAACCCACUGCUUGUGGCCUUACCCAACCGAUACCGCCUCACCCCAUCGUAUCACCCCCUGGGGUAGAGAUUAUUCUGAUUAACGGAUCUCCUGUCCAGGCACUAUUCGAUUCCGGAUGUGAGGUAAGCUCUGUCAUCAGCAAAGCACUGGUCGACCCAUCGGAUCUCACUGGUGGAUCAGUGACGGUUCAAUCUCUAGACCGUGGCAUUCCUCCGAAGGUGUAUCCUAUCGCUAGGGUCCACGUAGAAUGCAAGUAUGUACAUGGCACCAUUGAUGCAGUAGUCAUGGACUCGCCAGUAUACGACUUUGUUCUAGGCUCCAGGUACAUACCUCUAGGAGUUGUCGAUAAACCAUACUUCUCUCUGCCCGUUGGUAGAACGACAAAGCAGAAAGGUGGCAGCAACCAGCCGGUUGGAAGCCCUGGUCGCCACUCUAACAAAUCCUUUACUGGCUCCUCAGCCAAGCUCAAGCCGCGCCACCCUGGCACUGGCACUGCCGGGAAAUCACGAGGUGAGCGUAAUAACUACACUCGUGAAGGUCCGUUUAACUCCUGCUCCUCAGCAAUCAAACCGCUCAUCCCUGGCACUGGCACUGCUAGGAAGUCACGAGGUAAGCGAAAUACCUACACUCGUGAGAGUCCUUGUAACUCCCGCUCUUCAGCUAUCAAACCACUCAUCCCUGGCACUGAUCCUGCCAGGAAGUCACAGAGGAAAGUAAACUUUCACUCUCGUGAAAGUGGACCUCAUCACGGCUCCACCCACACUUUAAGGCCACUCUUCCCUGACAUUGACCGUGUCUGGAAAAUUAGAGGUAAGCCGAUAAAUCGCACUCACGAAGAAACGCCUCACUAUGGAUUUAGAGAUAAGCCCCGUCCAACAUACGCGCAUUGGGCCCUCCGCCAUAACUUCCAUCCCACUUACUGGUCUGCCCCAAGAAGGAGAUGUACCCAAUCCUAUCCACCAGGCCUAUUUCCCCAGGUUUCCAGAAUUGCCCCUUCCACGUGGCAAUCCGCCUGCGGACAGAACAUAGGCGACAGCGGACCCUUAGGACGGACACCCCUCUGGACCUUGGCAACCUCUUAACUCUGGGAAAAAUUUUCUUAAAUGCUACGACCGACAGUAGACGAAACUUGAGCGAUACCAGCGUGAGCACUUUAUAGAUCUUUUAACCAAGACCUAUCUUACGCAGGGAGGGUUGUGACGAACCGUUUUAGCUCACUCAAGAUAUCACUCAGGUCUAAGCAUUUAAUUAAUUUAUUUACUCGCUAUUAAUCAUCAAUUUUAUUAAUUUAGCCAAUCAAGCGCUAAAAACACAGCCACCACCCCUCCAAUCCAACCCCACCCCCUUUGGCAGCGAUGUCACAUUUAACUAUCCCACCUUGACACGUGACGUGCCACACUAGACUCUUGACAAGAGUACGCUCCCCUUUUCCUAUCUUGGCAAACAUCCGUUGACCCCCCCCCCCUUGUUGGGAGCGGCUGGUCACUUCAAAGUGCCCAUUCAACUCAACGCCUCGGGCAACGCUGUUCGUCUGGCACUAGCCUUUAUCAAGGUAUAAUCUCCAUUGAUGUACCCAGCUCUGAUAAUCUCCCCUUCAUAAUCCACCUGACCACCUGGGCUGAUUUCCUGGGCUUUCAACUCGCGCCCUCGCGCAAUGUCUAUCUCCCGGAAACUCUCGUCACGGUCAAGCGUGGACCCCUUUUGUCAAAGACGUCAAAUAGUCUAGACCACCUUUGCACCUAUCUCCCGCCACUCACCCCCCCCCCCUUGGCUAUCCACGUGUAUAUGGACAAACUUCAUCGUCCGAUCUCAUUCACGCUGGAGAGCCCAGAGGGAGCACAUCUAUCUCUUGCUUAAGCUCUAGACUAUUUUCAUUCCCUUAUUUCACUUUGGAUUGGUGCUUUUAUCUAUAGGCUACACCCGCCUGAAAUCUUAGCAACCUAAAGCUGAUAGCAGAUUUGCUGGCACCAGAUCUGUAGACAUCAGACCUACUCAUCCUUCAAGAGUCCAAGUAACAACGCUAGCCACAGACUCGUCACUGGCUUAACUGAUUGGUAGACGCAGCUUAGCUCUGCAACCAUACAAGUUGGACUGCACACGGAGCCUGGAUCCACUACGCCAGCCCACCAGCAGACAGCAUCAGUACCAGCCACACCCGUCUCACCAGUGCAGCACAGGACCAAAAGCUAAGCAACCAGCCUAAUGACACUCAGGCCACUUGGUUCUAAUAUCUGAUGAUGAUAGUCCUAUAUAUGUAAAUACGCUAGAUUCCAUACUAGCAACUGUACAGCAUUUCACCUUUCAUUAUCUUAUGUUGUAUAAUAAACUGUACAUAAGUUUACAUCUAAAUAUAGUAUUUGUUGCCUGCAUUAUAACGCUGUGCUUGUAGUUUAUAUGUGCAAGUAAGGAUUCUCACACAUAAAAAUCCCCUAGACACCCAAAACGGCCAAAUCUUAAUCCGACUUGUCACAGCUUGUAAAACGUGCUUGGUACUUCGACGUGUGUGGCUGCCAAAGCACCCUCCCUUGCGAGGGCGUCUGCCGUUUUGUUACCCCUCACGCCGCAAUGUGAGGGCACCCGCUGCAUAAAAACGACAGCUCCAAUGGCUCGGCGGAUGUUAUCUGCGGCGCCG
Messenger RNA from Biomphalaria glabrata, 5538 nucleotides. RefSeq lists its product as uncharacterized. Lineage: Eukaryota; Metazoa; Mollusca; Gastropoda; Planorbidae. The transcript is spliced from 3 exons. The record is from RefSeq and is a predicted model, not a curated record. The coding region runs from base 1646 to 3988 and encodes 780 amino acids.